UGCCGUUGGAUCUAUGUGUAUAGCGCAGAAAAGCUCAGCAUCCAUUUUCCGCCAAAUUCCUUUCUCAAACAAAAACUAACAAAAUAUUCUCUUGGAUCAACCUCUACCUACGAUCAUCCAUAAAGUUAGGGUUCCGGUACACUGAGAAUGGCGGAGCCGGCAAGUCCAGGAGGCGGCGGCGGAAGCCAUGAGAGUGGCGGUGACCCGAGUCCUCAGUCCAACUUGCGAGAGCAGGAUAGGUACCUACCGAUCGCUAAUAUUGGACGCAUAAUGAAAAAGGCAUUGCCUGCUAAUGGAAAGAUCGCAAAGGAUUCUAAGGACACUGUUCAGGAAUGUGUAUCUGAGUUCAUCAGUUUUAUUACUAGCGAAGCGAGUGACAAGUGUCAGAAAGAGAAGAGAAAGACGAUCAACGGAGAUGAUUUACUAUCAGCCCUGGCUACCUUGGGAUUUGAGGACUACAUUGAACCACUGAAGGUCUAUUUGACUCGGUACAGAGAGGUAAAUGCAAUUCUUCUUCAUGCCCUUAAUGGUUUUGGGACUGGUUUCUCAUAAUAACUGCUUUAUUUUCUUUAUUUUAUGUUCUAUUAGGCUUCCUCAUCAUUUGGUUUGCGAGGAAAUUGAUAAAAGAAUAUAUGGACUAUUGCAUUUGCCAAUUGCCAUCUUCUAAAUGUUGCACUGUGUAUUUUUGGUUAUGGACUUUACUAUUGUUGUUUCAAGACUUCGUUCAACUGAAUUUUAUCUCAUAAUCAACUAAGUAAAUGUUGUUUCUGUGGUUCCUGAACAACUUUCUCUGCUGGGUUGCAUGGGUCAAUCAAUGGUGUUGUAGAUGGAGGGAGAUGCCAAGGGAUCUGCAAGGGUUGGUGAUGCAUCUGUUAGAAAAGAUUUAGUUGGAAGUCAGCUUGGGUCCAAUACGCAGUUCAUGUAUGAAGGUUCUUUUGCACAAGGCUUAGACUAUGGAAACUCCCAAUUAUGAAUUUUAAAACAGUGGUUAGUCUUUUGCUGGUACAAGAUGCCAGCCAGGGUUUCUCUUCUUGCUGAUCUCUGUGUUAAACUGUCAACAGCAAUGUUUGAGGACUAGACACCUAAAGGACUCCUACUAAUUUCUGCAAAUAUUUUUGUUUGCUAUACUUUGAUUUUAAUUCUCUUCCGCUCUGUACAUACCGUUGGGUUUUGAAUGUCACUUGGAAUAAACCAUCUAUUAUAGUUUGUACAGCACCUAAGUGCCCAAACA
Solanum verrucosum is the source of this 1231-nucleotide messenger RNA. Its product is annotated as nuclear transcription factor Y subunit B-10-like. Gene Ontology annotation, cellular component: CCAAT-binding factor complex; nucleus. Gene Ontology annotation, biological process: regulation of transcription by RNA polymerase II. Gene Ontology annotation, molecular function: protein heterodimerization activity; DNA-binding transcription activator activity, RNA polymerase II-specific; RNA polymerase II cis-regulatory region sequence-specific DNA binding. The transcript is spliced from 5 exons. The coding region runs from base 148 to 552 and encodes 134 amino acids. Lineage: Eukaryota; Viridiplantae; Streptophyta; Magnoliopsida; Solanales; Solanaceae. The record is from RefSeq and is a predicted model, not a curated record.